Petromyzon marinus (sea lamprey) is the source of this 7142-nucleotide messenger RNA. It is a transcript of the gene ZEB2, whose product is annotated as zinc finger E-box binding homeobox 2. Gene Ontology annotation, biological process: anatomical structure development; regulation of transcription by RNA polymerase II. The record is from RefSeq and is a predicted model, not a curated record. Gene Ontology annotation, molecular function: RNA polymerase II cis-regulatory region sequence-specific DNA binding; DNA-binding transcription factor activity, RNA polymerase II-specific. Lineage: Eukaryota; Metazoa; Chordata; Hyperoartia; Petromyzontiformes; Petromyzontidae.
UCCAGGCGUGCGCGGCCACGUACUCGAUAAUAAUAAUAAUAGGUGUCGGGAGGUGGCGAAAACGCGAGCAGGGCGGGCGAGUGGGCCGAGCGAGCGAGAGGGAGCAGCGAGGGGGGCGAGGGAGCCCGCGUCCGGCUCUCGCGCUGAUCCCUCCCCACGCCUCAAACAUGAAGCCGGAGCGGAGCAUGGCGGAUGGCCCCAGGUGUAAGCGGCGAAAGCAGGCGAACCCACGGCGUAAGAACGUGCUGCAGAGCUAUGAGAGUGUGAUCGACGCCGGAUCGGAGACGGACGAGGAGGACUGCCUGCAGAUUGCCGAGGAUGAGGCGGCCCCGGGGCCUCCGUCGCCUCCGCCGUCCCCUUCCUCGGCGCCGGACGCGGCUGCGGCGGCCGUGACCGCGGCGGCCGAGGCGGAGGCGAGAGGCGAGGAGCCCGGGGCGGACGGGCAGCCGGGCAGCACGGCCCUGGCGGCCGCAGGCGCCGGUGCCGCCCCCGCGCCGACCCACGGGGGAGCGGUGGGCUUCCCCAGCCCCGACCCCGGAGCAGUGCUGCGGGAGGGGGCAGAGCGUGGGGGCGGCGACGUGCAGCACACCUGGAGAAGCAGAGAGGCACAACCCUCUCCUCACUACAAUGGCUUGAGAGAGGAGAGAGUCACCAUGGGGCCUGAAGCCAUACUUAAGCUCAAUAGAGAAAUCACUAAUAUGACAAGCGCCAACCAUCCGUCGGAAUUCGACAACUACUUUGCGAGGCAGAAGAAGUGCGCGGAGGGAGACGGGCAGGUGGGCAGCAUCGCCGAGUUCCUGCGGCGCAGCGACACGGCCGUGAUUUACCCGGAGGCUCCGGAGGACCCGGCGCUGCACCAGGGCACACCCGAGCACGAGGGACCGGCAGAAAACGAUGCGCACGUGGCCAGCGCGCCGGACGCCUUCUCGCAGCUGCUCGCCUGCCCGUACUGCGACCGCGGCUACAAGCGCCUCACGUCGCUCAAGGAGCACAUCCGCUACCGGCACGAGGGGCGUGCGGAGGGCGACGCCCCCCUCGUGUGCCCGCUCUGCCCAGGCUCGGCGUUCGCCACGCGCGCCCAACUCGACCGGCACACGAGCACGCACGCGCGUCAGCAGGACGUGGGCGCUCAGAAUGCAGGACACCGCAAGUUCAAGUGUGGCGAGUGUGGCAAGGCCUUUAAGUACAAGCACCACCUGAAGGAGCACCUCAGGAUCCAUAGUGGUGAGAAGCCAUACGAGUGUCCAAACUGCAAGAAGCGCUUCUCUCACUCUGGCUCCUACAGCUCCCACAUCAGCAGUAAGAAGUGUAUUGGGCAGCCACCACCUGGUGGGGCAGGAGCUGGUGGAGGCAGGUCCCGGGGAGGUCCCAGGGCCGGUACUUCUCCCUCCACCCGCUCACCCACCUCACCCGACAGCCAGGCCCUCAGCCAGCUCAGGCAGAAGUUGCAGGCGAGCGGCAGGCUUUCUCCUGAGCGCCCAGGUCUGGCCCUGCCAUCUCUCCCAGAGGCCGUGUGCGUGAAGAGCGAGCCGCUCACGGCCUGCGAUUUCUUCUCCAAAUUUCGGACGACAAUCUCCGCAUCGCCGGUCGGUAUGAACGGCAAUGGUGGUGGAGCACUGCAUCUGAGUUCUCCAGGCCACAGCAACUUCCAGCACCUAUUCCACAGAGAUGGAAUGGCCGGGGUGCUGAGUGGCCGGGAGGAAGCCAUUCUGCAGAACUUGGUUCAUUACCGCUCCGGCAGCGAAGGCAUGGCAGAGACCCCACAGGCAGUGCUCUGUGAGCCAGCUGAAGGAACCAGCCUCAGUGAGGUGAAGAAGGUCCUGCAGAUUGUCGAUAACACAGUUACACGACUCAAGGACUGCAGUCCCGUUCGGGAAGAGGCGAGCCGCCCUCUGCCCCAACCAUUUGGAGUGAAAAUGGAGCCGGACAUCGAGGAGCCCCAGAUGACAACGAACACGCCAAAGUGCCCUCCGAUCUCGCUGCCAGGCGUGACCAUCCCCCCGUUUCUCGCUCGUAAUGGCACGGCCAUGAGCAUAAUCGACUACACGCUGGAGAAAGUAAAUGAGGCCAAGGCUUGUCUACAGGGACUUGGCAGGGACCCGAGCGGGCGGGAGCAGAUGGCCUACACGGCGCAAACUCUGAGCCAGCACCUCCGCGAGUAUGGCGGCACAAUGGAUCCCAAGAUGUUAGCGAUGAAUGGCCAAAAGUUUAUGCAUCAGCAGGACUUUAGCCCGGAGAGUUUUCACUCAGCUGCCACCCCCACUGCCACCGGCAUGUUCCGAUGCCAGUUCUGUGGGCAGGGCUUCCCUGGCCCCAUCCCCUUGCACCAGCAUGAGCGCUAUAUGUGCAAAAUGAACGAAGAAAUCAAGGCCGUGCUGGUGCGCCCAGAGCCCAGGGUUUGUAACGAGGCAGCCAGCACUUAUCCAGGCAUCCCCACGAGCAGUGCUGACCCAGCCAUGACCACGCAGGACAAGGUCUCUCUACAUUCCCUGAUGCCAGAGGGGGCGGCCGAACGUAUGGCGUUUCUAAGGGAGGCUUACCGCGCGCGGAACGUCGGCGAGCCCAUGACGGCUGAGAUGCUGACGAAAUUCUCCAUGCUCGUUCCUUCUCCCGUCAACUUCAUGAGCCGCUGCCAUGAAAAGCCGAGCUUUUACCACAUUCCUGAUCCAGCACCGAUCUCUCAGGCUAUGGGGGACUUGGCAUCAUCCAGCAAUGGCGAUUGUCACCCCGUGCAGAAAGCCUCUCCCAGGGGCCCACCCCCGGCAGCUACAAACGAGUCAAACAUGAGGAGCCCCCCCAGGCAGGCAAUCAAGCCCGCACGCUUUAACCUCCCGUCCAGGGUGAACCACGAGCUCUGUCCCGGAAGCGGGCGCUCGCUGUUCCCCCUGAACCUGUCUGCAGCGAGUUUCGCGCGUGACUCUAACGGGGAUGCUCACACUCCAAACGGCCACUCGCACACUCCGGACGGGAAUCUACGCUCCAACUCGAAUGGGUCAUCAUCGUCCUCUGAGGACAACGUGGCAAAGUCCCAAGCGGAGCCUCUCGAUCUCUCCCUGCCCAAGCUGCAGAUGGCACGAAAGCAGGCCAAGAAGCGGAGACGAGAGGAUCGUGAGAACUUCACGAGCUUAGAUCUUAACAGCGACUCCUCGUCGCCAUACACCAACCAGGACGAGCCGCUGAACCUUGCGUUCCUCAAGAAAGAACUGGGAAACGAGAGCGAAGGCUACAACGAAGAAGAGGCCAUGGACGGCCACCGCUCGGACGCGAUGGCCGACGUUCUGAAGCCCCUUUUCGGCAUGCCGAUGAUGUACGGCGCGAAGCCCCCGCUCCACCGUCCUCUCUUCUCAGCCUUCCCUCCGGUGGGCGCGUUCCAGCCGCACGCGGGCCUGGUGCCGCCGCCGCCCCUUCAUUCAGGCCGCGGCGCCGAGCUGGCACAGUACCCCACGGGGUUGGAGCAGCUGGCAUUUUUCCCGCAGCUGGCCUACACCGCCUUCCCGCCCCUCGGUGCCGCCAGCCUUGCAGAGCUGCAGCUUCGUCGGAAGUACCAGCGCAAGGCCAACUCGCAGGCGGAGAGCUUGGACGGUGAUUAUGGCUCGGACUCCGACACAGGGCUCCCGCGGAAGAAGUUGAGGAAGGCUGAGAGCGGCAACUUCUCGUGUGACUUGUGCGACAAAACAUUCCAGAAGAGCAGCUCCCUUCUGAGACAUAAGUACGAGCACACAGGCAAGCGUCCCCACCAGUGUGAGGUGUGCAACAAGGCGUUCAAGCACAAGCACCACCUGAUCGAGCACUCGCGACUACACUCGGGUGAGAAGCCGUACCGCUGCGACCGCUGUGGCAAGCGCUUCUCGCACUCGGGCUCCUACUCGCAGCACAUGAACCACCGCUACUCGUACUGCCGGCGCGGGGUGGGCGAAGGUGAGGUGGGAGGGCCGGGCGACGUGACGGGAGAGCGGGCCACCCCACCGGACGAGGCCGACCCCGAGGUGGCGAAAUUCGGUGGCGGAGACAACUCGAUGAUUCGUGGAAAGCUGGCUAUGGAGCAAAGGAUGUUGGGAAACUUGGAAAAAGACAGGAAGGGUGAAGACCAUCGGGCGAUUAUGGAACCGUUCGGCAUGAAGCAUGAGCUGCUGAUCAAGUUUGAUGGAGAGCAAAGAAUGUUCGAAAGGAAGGAGGAGCAGGAGCAAGGAAUGCUGGGAGAAAUGGACCGAGAGCGAGAUGCAUUGACAAGCAGUAGUGACCAGGAAAACAUGGGCGUAGGAGACACGAAAAAUGAGUUUGGUAUGUUGGGAAUUCCGAUGGUGAGUGGAGGAGUUUUUAGAUAUGGCUUUGCAUCGCAGCACCACUGUUAUGGCAUUAAAGAAAGAAAUGGAGAAUGUGUUACUGAUGGACUUGGGGAAGAAGAUGAGCAGAAGAUGAAAGUAGAGGAGAAUGAUGGUGAUGAUGGUGAUGAUGAAGUUAAUGAUGAAAAUGGUGACGAGAAUGGAAUGGAGAUGGAAAGAGAUGCAGGUGACCCUGAAGGAAGUUGGUCAAUGGAUGUAGAUAAUGGUGAGAGCAAAAGUUGUCACAUGGACAGAGACGAAGCCGUAGAAGAUGUAAGAGGUGAACUGGAAAGUGUAGCAGACGGUGAUGGAGACGCGAAUCUGGGAAGUGACAAGGAGAAGGCUGCCGAGGGCAUAGAAUGCAAAAUGGGAGCAGGAGAAGAUGGAGAAGGUGAAGAGAGGUACGUGUUCGCUGAAGAGCCGAAGAGAAGCAAGGUUGGGAAGAGAAAACGGUCUUUGGGUGAGAAUGGCUCUGAGGGAAAAGGCGAUUUAGAGAAAGGUGAUAAGUAAUUCUGUAGAUCAGCCGUGAUGAAUAACAGUUUUAUUAUGGGCCUCUAUUGCACCGAGCCUAUUGAGACGUGCCUGAACUUUCUGGUAGUGUUUAGAAACAUGACAGGAUGGUUUAAGAAAAAUGAAACAACGUAAAAAAAAUGUGAAGUUUACACAAUCAGUGUUAAAUGAUCUAACCAAACAUUUUCAUCGGAUGUCAUGCCAAAGGCAUUUAGUCGGCCAAUUCCUAACAGGAACGGAAUGAAAUUUAAAUGUAAAAUUACAAUUAUCUUUUGGAAAUAAUUAGAACUGGAUAUUUGAACUACAUUCAUAAUCCUUGCAUGAUUUAUUUUUAAUUCAGUGGUUAGGAUUAUACUGUUGUAAUACAAAAUAAAUAAGUGUAAUGUUACAAUGGGCACAAUGCAACAUUGACCAUGUGUUAAUUAUAAUAUCCCGAUGAACUUGUUCUGGUUAUUUAGAACCCUGGGAUGGGUGGGGGGAAGGGGGGGGAGUGGGAAGGGUGAGGGGGGGGAGUAGACGGACAUCGAAGGGGCAAUGACAAGUUUGAAAGUAAACUUGGUAGGUUCUGCGAAUGUAAAAGACAAAAAACUACAAAAGGGUAUUACCAGGUCAGAAUGCAUGAGCCUAAGAGCACAUUCUCUCGAUAAGGUGAAAUGUAUACUGUGUGCGGCUUAUGAAAAGUGAUCCAUGGAAAUCAUUUUAUGACUUUUGAAAUUCCAAAAUUAAUCUGUUGUCAAUAUAUAUUGACUCCCUAAGAGCACAUUAAAAUAUUAUUGGUGUUGAAUGCAUUUUCAUAAUAUGGACAUUUUUUUUUUAUAAACGCCUACAGUGUACUGUAUCGAAGGAGGGUCUAUACAUUAACUAAUAUGGUAGCAAAUUAUAAGCAUCAUUCCUAUGCCUUCAUGCAGACAGUGUUGUAUUCAAUGCCAUGUGUCUUUUAAUUAACCAAAUUGACCAUACCUGCCAAUGCACGAUUGGCAUUGCACUUUAAGUUUGGCAUAUGUUUUAUGUCGCCGAAAAACCGUAGAUUUGGACCAGGUUAGUUGGUGUAUAAACCCCCACUGAGGAUCGUGACACACUCGAUAUAAGAAGCCUUAUGCAAGCAAACAAAGGUGCGAGUCACUAUUGCGCCUGUCGGAGCGCUCUCCAAGUAUUACUUAUAUAGAGGAAAAAAAAAUCGUGGCUUUUUCCUGCUUUUCAGCGCAUCAGUAAUUCAGUAUUAUUAUUACCAGUUACAAGGUAUUCAUCCGCACUGGUCAGUAUUAGCGAUAUAACCGUGAUAGAUCAUUUUAGUCAACGACGCGUAGAGUUUACCCUUGUGCAAUUUCCUAGAGCCGAAGCAGUGUUAUAUGCCCACCCCUCCGGUUGCAUUUUGCCAAUACACAAACUAUAGGUAGUUAGAGCGUUUACAAGAGAAAAAAAAAUAUUUAUACAGCCCGCUAGUUUCGGACAAAAGCAUCUUUUAUUGUUAUUUAUUAUUGCAUACUGUAGUGUUUACAGUAACAGUAAAAAAAACAAAGUUUUACAAAAAGUAUAUUUUAGUAAAAAAUCGUGAACUUCCGGAAGAGUUCAAGAAUUGGAAUAUCCGACGCGUUCUUAUAAUUGUUAUAUUUUUAAUUUUGUUCCAUACUUCACGUCUCAAACUUCCUGUUCUUUCCUAAUUUAAUUUAAUUUUAAUUUUUUGUCCCAAAAAUAAAACAAGAAACCAUGUACACUUUUGAUGAAUCAAGAAAAAAACAUUUUGAUAUUACCGUACGACUUUUGAGAAAACUAUUUUUAAAAAAUGAAACGAUAAAAUACUUACACUUUCCAUGUUUGUUUGUUUUUUUGCUAAAACCUUACAAAGGAAAUUAUUGCUGAUGUCUUUACAGUGUGUUUGAAAAAAAAAUCUUAAUUUUUACAAGUGUAAACUUAAAUUCUAUAUUAAAAACAAGUGACUAAACUUACGAGAAUCCAAGUAAGUUGUUUGGUGCAGCUCGCAAUGCUGUGUAAGGAACAAAAAUAAACUCUUAGCAUCAUCAUAUAGCAACCAUGCCGUAUCAUAGACGAUUCCUCACAAUUAUUCAAGUGUUUGUUCUCCACCUAUAGUACAGAUAUAUGCGCGUUUACUAUUGCCUGUUUAAUUUUUUUUUCUAAUGACGAACAAUAAUAAUAAUAAAGCAUUGUCAGAUCAACCGAUCAUGAUAACCAAACUAUUUAUUAACGUUUCUUAUUUAUUUAUUGCAACUAAUUCUUCCCCACUUUUGUAUUCUUUAUUUCGUUUCUCUUCUUUUGAUCAUUUCUCAAUAAACUGCGAUUGGCAUUUCCCCA